AUCAGCACUGGAAUGGCCAUCGCUGGAAUAAUAUUAUUUGUAAGGAGUGUGCGACUGACAUCCAAGUUCACCAGCCCCAUGGCCAUACCUGUGGAGUUCAUCCGGAAGCGCGUGAAGCUGCGGGGCCGGCUGCGGCGCGUGACGGAGCAUGGCCUGGAGAUCGAGCAUGUCCCGGUCGCGGGGCCCCUGCUGCCCUGGAGAAAGGAGGCCCCAGGCGUGCUGCUGGUCAAGCUGGCAGGAGUCCAGCUCACCGAAGACGGGAAGGCCUGGCUGCAGAGAGAGCUACAGCCUUCUCAGCACCUCUGGUUCCAGCUCCUGGGCAAAGAGAACUCAUCUCUUUUCUGCUACCUUCUAGUGAACAAGGGUGGAUUCUUUAAUGUGAAUCUGAAUGAAGAAAUUUUGAGAAGAGGGCUAGGCAAAGCUGUUGCUGUCAAGGGGCUGGACUAUAAUUCUAAAACCUACUGGAAAAUUCAUAGAAAGUUACUUAAAGCUGAACUAACUGCCUUGAAAAAAGGAGAAGGAAUCUGGAAGGAAGAAUAUGAAAAAGAAACUUAUUUGGCAAAAUUCAGAGACUCCUGGAAAGAAAUAUGGAAAAAAGACAGUUCUUCAAAACCCACUGGAUCUGAUUUCAACUUGAAAACCCAAAGUUACUAUGACAAAUUUAGAAGCACUUACGAUACAUGGAAAGAUAACGUGAAUAAUUUCUCCUUAGUACUGAAAUUCAGGGAACUAAAAAGUCGUCUGCAUAGAAAAGGUUGAGGGCUCCUGGGAAAAGCACAGCCUGUAAAUAUAUGGACAUUUGAUUGAGCCAAAAUGGAAAUUUCACCAGAUGAUCAUAAGGUUGUAACAUCAAAAUUAAUUUAAACACCUUACAGUUCACAUAAAAUGCUUUUUUGAAAAUGUUAGACUACGCACUGGGUGAGGGAGCCGUGUAUGUCUUGUAAAUAUGUCAUUCUCCAUCUUCAGUGGUGGGAUUCAAACCUAGGGCCUCAUGAAUUCAAGAGGUUUCCUGUGGGGCUGCGUUUAAAGCUCUGCAGUUUUGAUGUUGGAGGAAGAAAAGUUUAAGUAUUGGCUGUUAUGUUAGUUUUUUGGGUGGCCAGAUUUAUUUUUUAAGCAAAUAUUUGCUUUCAUUUCCAGUUUUGUCUGCUUCAUAAUUCACAAUAAAGGAACACAUCCCUCA
Molecule: messenger RNA, 1180 nt
Organism: Dipodomys ordii (Ord's kangaroo rat)
Lineage: Eukaryota; Metazoa; Chordata; Mammalia; Rodentia; Heteromyidae
Gene: Miso1
Product: chromosome unknown open reading frame, human C3orf33
Exons: 4
Coding region: 13-759 (248 amino acids)
Source: RefSeq, a predicted model, not a curated record